Molecule: messenger RNA, 2166 nt
Organism: Diaporthe batatas
Lineage: Eukaryota; Fungi; Ascomycota; Sordariomycetes; Diaporthales; Diaporthaceae
Exons: 3
Coding region: 253-2166 (637 amino acids)
Molecular function (GO): FAD binding
Source: RefSeq, a predicted model, not a curated record
GUGAAGCUCUCGCUCGGCGCAUUGCCAUUCCCUAGGGGUGGGAAAGUCGUAGUCAGCAGACUGACGACACGCCAUGAGCUGAUGGGCUGAUGAGCUGAUGGGACGCUAGUAUGGGCACACUACGUCUCAAUUGGCCGAGCCGCACCACUCCAUCACUCUCAUAUGAAUGUUGAGCUUUCAGUUGCGUCGUUGCCUGUGUAAUUGGGCCUGGCGAGAACUUGAAGGUUCUGGUUUCACAGCUGACGACUCAACAUGACGCUCACCAAGACAAACGGAGCAACUGCUAAGGAAGCCAUGACUGGUGCACCCGGUACAUGCAAUGUAUGUGUGGUUGGGGCCGGACCUGCUGGCAUCAUGUUGGCUGCCCUCUUGGCGAGGUUUGGCAUCAAGGUUGAAAUUCUUGAUGACAGACCGGACCAGACGACAGUGGGCAGAGCCGAUGGAAUUCAACCCAAGACGAUUGAGACCUUCCAGAUGCUCCGUCUUGGGGGUGAUCUUCUGGACACUGGCGUUAAAGUGUUCGAUAUCUGCAUGUGGCGGUCCCAGGUCAACGGCACUGAGGUCCCGGCCUUGGCCCGGGUAGGGCGCGAGGUGCACUACCCAUCAGAUGCAGUCGAUGUGCUCCAUCCUUUCAUACUGUUGUGUCAUCAAGGCAUGGUAGAGGGCAUGUUCGUCGACGAUUUGAGGCAAAGUGGGUUUGAGGUCCGGCGUGGAUGCGAAUUCAAGACAUUCGGCUACGGCAAAGGAGAUGGGGGUUCUCCAAUUCAAGUCACAUACACGCACGACAAUUCCGAACAGACUCUCCAGUCUGACUACCUCGUUGGCUGCGACGGGGCACGCUCGCGGGUUCGCCAAGGGAUACCCGGGACAUAUGCGGAAGGCAACCCUCACGAUUCCUACUGGGGCGUGCUGGAUGGCAGGCUCGAGACUGACUUCCCCGAUAUAUGGAGCAAAACCGUCGUCUACUCGGAAGAGCACGGAUCAGUCUUGAUCAUCCCGCGGGAACGGAACCUCACGCGGUUCUACAUUGAGGUGAAGAAUCAGCAGAACUCAGUGGACGAGCAGUUCGUUAUGGACCAAGCAAGGAAAAUCAUGUCACCAUACAGCCUUGAGUGGCUCUCAGUGGAAUGGUUCGGGAACUAUCGCGUCACUCAACGAGUGGCAGCCCGCUUCUCCGAUUCCACUGGCCAGCCCCCACGAGUCUUCAUCGCCGGUGAUGCCAGCCAUACUCACAGCCCCAAGGCUGCGCAAGGGAUGAACACUAGCAUGCACGACUCAUGGAACCUUGGCUGGAAGCUGAACCUCUCCGUGCGUGGGCUGGCUAAGAAGGACAUAUUGCUUGGAACUUACGAGGAGGAGCGAAAGAAGAUCGCUCACGACCUGAUCAAUUUUGACUACGAGCAUGCCAACAGCGUCGCUGGUGGGGACGCCAAAGCCUUAGCCGAGAACUUUCGCACAAACAUAGGGUUCAUCUCCGGCGCUGGAGUGGAAUAUGCAUCCAACAGUCUCAACCAUGUUGAUGGGCCUGCAAAGCAGCUUCAGAAUGGGCACGUGUUCAAGGGUGCCGCUCGUCCCGGGCGAAACCUGCCGCCAGCCAAAGUCACUCGUUACAUCGACGACAACCCUGUCGAUAUCCAGCUGGACAUACCUAUUCUCGGCCAGUUUCGCGUUUUCGUGAUUGUACCGGAUGUUUUGGGAUCAGCAAACUUCCUCGCCAAGUUCAGUGAAUCGGUCUUGUCAGAGGCGUCGCUCAUGUCGCAACUGUCUACGGCAGCCAGCAAGUCCUACCAGGAUUCACCUAGACCAACUAAGCCAAGGGACACAUACUACCGUCCCGAAAGAUAUGUACCGCUCAGUCAACUGUUCACAUAUGCCCUCAUAACGAGAACAGAAAAGGGGGAGUUUGAAUUGGCAUCCCUGCCGCGUCUGCUGAGCAAAAGCAAGUGGACCGUAUACCUUGAUAAUGUCUCACAUCUUGAUACACAAAGUCAGACAUGCACGGAGAAAUGGAUCGGCGAACUCGGGUCAGAGCAGGUGGCUAUCGUCAAUGUGCGACCUGACGGCUACGUUGGCUCUGUCACCAAGUACAGUACAGCAGGAGACGAUGCAGGUUUGGUGGCUGCUCGCUCUCUGGACAACUACUACGGUGGCUUUCUGCAAGUGUAG